Messenger RNA from Capra hircus (goat), 6258 nucleotides. RefSeq names its product S100P binding protein (gene S100PBP). Gene Ontology annotation, cellular component: nucleus; cytosol. Gene Ontology annotation, molecular function: calcium-dependent protein binding. The coding region runs from base 2458 to 3753 and encodes 431 amino acids. The record is from RefSeq and is a predicted model, not a curated record. The transcript is spliced from 7 exons. Lineage: Eukaryota; Metazoa; Chordata; Mammalia; Artiodactyla; Bovidae.
GAGGGGGGAGUGUCUGUGCCCCCUCCCCCCAUUCACGUCGGCGGGCGAUAGAUGCCCCUCACCCUGCCCAGGCAUAGGGUGCCGUCUGGUUACCCGAGAGGGGCGAACGACGUCCGUUUUCUGUUCCCGGUGGGGGUGGGGACUGGAGGUGGCGGUGGGGGUUGCCUCUGCCCCCUGCCCCAAGGCGGGGAGGGUGUUGCUAGGCAAAAAAUCGCUGUCUUUCCGGCCGCGCCUUGCAGGCUGGUAGGCAGCGGUGAGAGGCUGGCUCGCCCCAGGGGAGAGCGGAGGUGUGGGACGGGCAGCCAUCCGCAGGGUCAGGGCGUACCGCGCCGCUCUGCUGAGGGGCUGCUUUGGCUCCUGCUGGGGGAAGAAUGGGGAGCAAGCCCGGAGCUGCUCCCGCCUUCCGCGGAGAGGCGGGAACUCUUGGUCUUUGGGGAGGAGGGAAGUGCGAAGGCCCUGCCCGCAGGGCAGUGCAGUACGGCGGCUAUAGAGCUUCUGAGGGAGAGCUGGGGGCGGCCAAGCCCUAUGCUACAUUGGGCGAACUGCGAUCAAGCACUCGAGGAUCAGAGGUGCCACCAGUUCCUUCCAGGGCAGGAGAGCGGGCACUUGGCACCGCCGGGUGGGCCCGGGAGAGGAAGUGAUUGAAUUACCCAUCUGCUGCCCCAACCUGAUUUCCAGUUUGAUGGAUUUGUUAGAGGCUUCAAGCUUUAGCAUCCUGUCUAAAUCAUUUAAAAAACAUUUUCCUUUUAGAAAGAAACCUGUUGCCUCGGCUGAGUAGUAUUUGGUUUCUGUGGGAGGAAAGUCCUGGCACCCUUAUCUAAGUGAGCCGUUACCUAAAGCAGAGAUUUGCAGCCCGAGUUGUUUUUCUUUCCUGCAGUGUCUACAGUUACCUCAGAGGGAGUUGCAGAAUUCUUACAGAUAAUUGCAGUUCAGUUUAAUUUGGCUUAAACUUUAUGCCCGUUUCAUGGAGUGAUAAAGGCUACCGAGUGUCUUUAAUGCUGUAUGUCUUACACGUAUUGCACAUAGGAAAGGUUGGAAAUCAAAGCUCAAAGAUCAAUGGGUCUUUUGGAAAUAAUCCUUGCCCUUGGCCAAACCUGUCAGAUCCAGCUUGGUAAUGGUCUUGGUUUUAGAGCCUUGAAAGAGGGGUAUGAGGUUGUGUUUGGCGUUGCAGUUUUAGUGGGCUGAAUAAGGCUUUGUGUUUUAAGGCAAUGGGUUUUCUUAGGUACGAUAAAAAUAGAAAGGGAGCUGGUUUCUGAGGUUGCAACCAGGUUAGAGAACAGAGCGAGGGGGUGGUAAGCUGAAGUGUGAAGAAGGGGGUGGACAGAUGGGAGAGACAUGGAAGGACAGAAUAGGGUCACAGAGAAUUAAGAGAUAAAUGGGAGAUGGGAAAUAUAUUUUUCUUUUAAAAAUACGAUUUUCAUAUUUUAUUAAAACAUUUUUUUUUUUGGUGGUAGCAUGUGGGAUCUUAAGUUUCCUAACCUGGGUUUGAACCCCGAGCCCCCUGCUUUGGCAGCAUGGAGACUUAACCACUGGAUUGCUGAGGAAGUCCCAGGAUCUUCAUAUUUAAGAUUAUGACAAAGCAAGUGCCAGGAAAGGCAGGUGAUGGUAGAAUGGCAGACAGGCAAAUACUAAGGCUGUCUUUGUGGAACUUCACUUUAUUAUCUUUUACAUUGUGCCUGUAGUAUGCUAAGUGCUUUUGUAUUCAUAAUCUCAUUUAUAAUUCUUACAACGACCUUAUGAGAUAGGUACUAUGAUGGUCCCUGUUUUACUUGAGGGGACAUUUGAAACUUCAAAAUGUAAUCAUUGUUUCCCCACUGGCUUCUUAAUUUUGAAAUGGUUUUAUUAUUAAAUAUUUCAAGCAUAUAAAUGUUACAGUUACACCAUAUGACAUAAUAAUGAAUACUAUUAAACCCCCACUCAGCUUUAUUGUUUUAGGUCUUUUCCUGUUAGUGAUUUUUAAAGAAAUAAAACAUUACAAAAAGAAUUGAAGCUUCUCACGGCCCCUUACCAUUCCUCUUCCCUCCUUACCACCAGAGGUAAUCACUCUCUUGAAAUGGCAUGUUUUUAUGAUUUUAUAAUAUAUCCAUGUUUGUAUCCAUACACAGUUUAUUGUUUCUUUAGCAAACUGCAAGAAAAAAAAAGAUGGGAAUCUGUAGAUUAAAAUACAAGAUUUAUCAGCCAGCUUUAAUGUAUGGACCUUACUUGGAUACUGUUUUUUUCUUUUAAUAUGACAUUUUAAAAAUAGCUGGAAAUAUGAACUGGAUAUUUUAUGAUAAGGAAUUUUUGUUAUUUACAGAUGAAAUGAUGUGAUGCCUGGGAUUUGCUUCAAAAUAAUCUGGAAGGUGGGAGUCAAUCAUUUUGACAAGUCUCCCGAAAGGAACAGCUAGCAGGAGCUGAACCCUUUUUCCAUUUGGUCUCGUGGCAAAGGCAGGGAUCACACCAACAGCUCCACACAGUAUGAAAGACAAUUAUUUUUCUUCUUAUAUGAUGUGCUCACUAGUGCCCUCUGAACAGUCUUCUGGUACCUCUCUCUUGCCUAAAGACAAUGCUCCUUUUUCUUGGAGUUCCUUGGAUGAGGAUGAAUUGGAUGACUCCUUGCUGGAGCUAUCUGAUGGAGAAGAUGAUGGCCAUUUCAGUUUCACAGAGGAACAGAUUCAGGAACUCUUGAAGGAUGAUGACCUAUCAAAUGAGCACUUUCCUUGGGGAGGAGGGUUGUCUAGUGAUGACAGCAGGAAUGUUGAGAAGGGAGAGAAAGGGAGUCAAAUUCCACUUGACAUUCCCCAAGAGAAAGAUUCACCGUACAACAUGGGACCAGAAGCUGAGACCCCUGACACAUUCAAACUACCUCAACUAACUAUAUCAGUUGGUCAUGGACCAACUCCUACGAAACCGUUGAACAGACGCUUUGCACUAGAAAAGAAUCUUAUAAAAGUUACAGUUGCACCAUUUGAUCCAACAGUUUGUGAUGUACUUGAUAAGGACAAGACUUAUGUGUCCAAAGUUACAUCCAGAAUUACUGAAAAACCCUCCUCCCUUGGGGAAGAAAUGAGAGAAGAUGAUCUUAGCCCAAAUGAGAGCACACUUUGCACAGAAUCUGAAGGGAUCAGCCCCAAUAACUCUGCCUAUGAUGGGCCCCCACUCCCUUCUUCAAACAAUAAUUUUCAACAUACUGUUUCUGAUAAAAAUAUGUCCGACAGUAAGAAACCUACGCCUGUAUUCUCUCAGAUCUUGGACCAUUCAGAGACUCCUAAUACAGGGUCAUCCCAGAGAAAUGGAUCAUAUAAAUCGAGUUUUGAAAUGAAGUUACCAGUAUCCAGUUCAUCAAGCAAGCAGGAUGUUCUUGACAAGGAUUCUGGGAAGCUAAAGGUCCAUGAAAAAAGACUAGGCAAAGUCAUUCCUGUUCUGCAAGCCAAAACGAGGACUAAUGUUCCAACAUUUUCACCGUCAGACCUAGAAAAGCAGAAGCAAAGUUAUCUCAGGAAUGUCAUUGCUCAUAUAGAAGACCCAGUGGAUUCAAACCAAGGUACCUUGGGGGAGCUGUGUGCCUUGAUGGAUCAAGUUCAUCACAUGCACAACCAGAAAUGGCAGCAUCCUUCAGACCUCACCAGGCGAAACUACGCCCGGUUCCGACAGAAAUCUCUGCAAAGAUACAGUCUGACCCAGUGGGUUGACCGGAAUAAGCGAAGCCACCAUCGGUUCCAGCGUCUACCAGAUUUCCCAUACGGUCCAUUUGUCUCCUCCCAUCAGCAGUGAAGGGCCCUAUCCAGGGUCCUGUCCAGAGCAGCAUCUCUUCUUCUGCUGUUCCAUGCUUUGUAGAUUUAGAAUUUUAUUUUUCACAAUAUUUUUAUUUAAAGAAUUUGUCACCUUUUGGAAAUGCAUAUUGCUGACUUGAAAUUUUUUGUAUAAGGUCCUUCAUUUUUGUGUGUGUAUGCAUUUAAGCAGUGUUGAGUUGACAUAGUUUUAAUUUUUUAAUUUAAAUUAAAGAUGGCUGCCUCCUGAAAGCCAGCAUUAAGUCAGAACAUCCCAGCUCAAGCAAAGAGCCACCUCUCUGCAGAGGUGAAGUCUACUUCUGGUGCCCAAAAGAAAUCAUUCUUUAAUCUCUUGAAGGAAGAGAUUCUAUAUCAGGCUGCAAACCAGUUUUAAUUAUUGUUGAUGACUUAUAAAUGGAUACAAGUCACUUUUAACAACCCUUCUUACUUUUUUUAUUUGAAUCUCUGAAUACUUGUCAGUAUUUUAAAGUUGGUAAUCCAGGACAUCUGAAGCAGUUGAAAGGACAAAUUAAAAGUGUAAAUCUUCUUUUCUUUUUGUACCUACUAGCUGCCUUUAUUUUUUUGGCUUUUUUUUUUCCAUCCUUCAUUAAAUUUAUUUUACACAGUAGUGUUUCUAAGUCUUACAUAGCUUAACUCUUAACAGAAGACUGGUGACUAACAACCUCUGUUGAUUUGUGGUCUUGUGACUGAUUGCCUUCUCUGUCUUUCUUCAAGGAUUUUCCUUCCUUCCUUGUUUCCCCAGUGAUCUUAGGGCUCUACUGGUAUAUUCCUGUAUCCUAUUGGACAUAGAGAUGCCUCUUAAGAGCAGCCUCAUUGCACUCUUUACUGAAGAGCUGCCCACCCAGAGUCUUAACUCUAGGACAGGCCAGAAGUCAGUGCUAUUGAGAGGUGUCAGUUGGUCUUCAGUCUCAUCUGCUGAACCCACCUUUGAGUAUGAGUUGGCAAGUUAGUUAGUGAGCCUCCAUCCUAUGGAAGAGACUUUGGAGAAGCUGUUCUUUGUCUCCAUUAUUGAUUAAUAAGAGGUGCCUUUUGAUCCAGAUGUUACCACCUCCUCACUUGGUCAGAGGAUGUACAGUUUUACAAAACUACUAAAGUGGAUUUAAAAUAGUUUUGAUGAAGCUGGUGCACAUAGCAUUACCUGAUCUUAAGGAUUAGUACUUUAAGCCAAGUUGAUGAGCUUUGUGCAGCUACCUUAAUGGAUGUCUUUGGAGUUUGUUAUUCUCUUUACAGACAGCUCUAGACAUCUCUUGGGAGAUUUUGCAGUCUGGCGUUUGUGCUUUUGUUCACUCUCUAUGAAGGUUGUACCUAGUUGCUAUAGCACAGCCUGUGAUACUGGGCUCGCUGCCUGUCAGGUUUUGUUGCUCCAUCAGCCCCAUCUUUGUCUGCAAGUAACCUAACAUAAAUAUCCUACUCUGCUUUAGAAACUGACUUGGGAGAAACUUGGUCAUUGUUACCAGUAAAUUUAGAUGGAUGUCCCUGAGUGUUUACCAUUUCUAUCCAGUCAAGGAGUCUCUUUUCCUUGGAAAUUUGGUUGAGAAUCUGGGGCCAAAAUGCAAAGGAGAAGUUCUGUUCAAAGGCAAGAGUCAAAAUCUGUUACUUCAGUUGACAUUUACAGCGUCAGUUACUUCUCCAAGUUUGCGUAAAUCAGCUUGAUGGAGUGGGACAGACAAACAUCCGACUUUGAAACUAUAGCAUAGUUAGAACUAAGUAUUGCUGGAAUAUCUAGCUGUCUCGUUCCCCGCCGAUCACCAAGGAGUAAAGGGAUGGCCGUUUGCUUGGGCAGAAGUCUGGAGUCUCAUGCGCUUGCCUCCCUGGUGCAGGAAGGUUUAAGACUGACAUGUCACGGGAGCAUCGCCUUUGCCAAAUCUAAUGAGUGACGGGUUAUCUUGAAAAUGUGACAAUCACAUUUCCUCUUUGCUCAAAUAAUUCUGUUUUUCCAAAGCUUUAGCAGCUUAAUUAAAUCUGUUGGACUGGGGGAGGAGAGAACUGUUCCCUAGCGGUUAACAUGGUAUUCUUUAAGAAGAAAAACAAAGCCAAAGAAAACUCAUUAUCAGGCAUGUUUGCCUUAAAGAUGGUAGUGGGUAGAAUCUGGAGUUUAAAUUUGUUUUUAAACGCUAUGUAUCUCAUAUUUGGUAUUGGCCUCUUAAGUCUAAUUUUCGUGUAGAAUUCUUGCCAUAUUGUUUUAUUUGAGUAAGGGCUCUGUGCAUUGAACUGCCUACCAAGCUUUCUUCAUCUGUGCUGACAUUCUCACCACAGGGGUGAGUACUCUUAACAAUGCAGAGUAGACUUGUGCUGUUUACAUAGUUUAUUUGUAACUAAAAGAGCCUGAAAUAACCUGUAGUUUUGCAUCUAAUUCGACCCCAAUUUACUUUGGUUGUUGUCAGAUCAAUUAUGAAACUGAAGUUUGGUGCCUCCUGUGUAUCAUGUUUUUCCCCUUGUAGCAGUUGUGUUUAAUGUCAUUAAAAAGAAAUAAAAGUUCUUGUCAGUG